AUGUCCACCUGGAUCGACUUUGAAGCAUUCAAGAAUCUUCUGUUCCUAGCCUACUCUGUAGGCGUAGGCUUCAUGUUCUUGGCUUUCUAUCCACUCUUGUUUCAUAUCACCGAGUGGGCUGAACGUGAGAGAUUCAAAGGUAUAAAGACCGUGUGGUUCUUGACCAUGGUGAACGGAUGCAGUGUUAUUGGGCGCUUGAGCAGUGCAGCGGUCGCGAGUGCAAGGUGGUCCAAUCCUGCCAUGGUACACGCUAUUAGCUGCUUCGCCGCCGCUCUAGUAGUCUUUCUACUAUGGCCACUCGCUCAACAAGAAAGCCACGCCAUUGCAUUCUGCGUCCUAUUCGGAGUUCUUGGCGGUUCUUUGUUCGGCUUGCCAGCAUCUGGUGUUACUUUCAUCAUUCCAAAAAAACUUGGUGGCUCACUGGGGGCCUGGACGGGGAUUAUGUGGGCCUUGAGUUCGGCAUUUGCUUUGAUUGGGCCACCUAUCGUGGGACAACUUGUCAAACGUUAUUCCAUUGAGUCCGUUGGGUACUGGACAGGGGUGAACCUGCUUGUGGCUGGGAUGCUGAUAUCGAUGGCAAUAUGGAUGAAACAUUCAGAGGAUAAGCGAGAGAGAUCCAAAAAUGCGGAGCUGAAUAUGAACACCGAUGGCAGUGUUAUCUAG
Molecule: messenger RNA, 663 nt
Organism: Letharia lupina
Lineage: Eukaryota; Fungi; Ascomycota; Lecanoromycetes; Lecanorales; Parmeliaceae
Exons: 3
Coding region: 1-663 (220 amino acids)
Cellular component (GO): fungal-type vacuole membrane
Source: RefSeq, a predicted model, not a curated record